Molecule: messenger RNA, 1506 nt
Organism: Microthlaspi erraticum
Lineage: Eukaryota; Viridiplantae; Streptophyta; Magnoliopsida; Brassicales; Brassicaceae
Source: the annotation of a GenBank genome assembly
AUGGGAGCUCAAGAGAAGCGUUGUCGUUUUGAGCCAAUAUCAAGCUACGAAAUAAAGGACCGGUCGAACCAAACAGUGGCCGCCGAUCUAGACGGGACCUUACUGAUCUCUCGUAGUGCAUUUCCAUAUUAUUUCCUCGUGGCCCUCGAAGCAGGAAGCUUGCUCCGGGCGUUGAUCCUACUCGUGUCCGUACCGUUCGUUUACCUCACGUACCUCUCCAUCUCCGAGACUUUAGCCAUCAACGCUUUCGUCUUUAUCACCUUCGCGGGUCUCAAGAUCCGAGACGUCGAGCUCGUGGUCCGUUCCGUCCUCCCUAGGUUCUACGCGGAGGACGUGAGGCCCGACACGUGGUGUAUCUUCAACAAGUUCGGGAAACGGUACAUAGUGACGGCGAGUCCUCGGAUUAUGGUCGAGCCGUUCGUCAAGACAUUCCUAGGAGUUGAUAAAGUUCUUGGAACGGAGCUUGAGGUCUCCAAAUCGGGUCGAGCGACCGGUUUCGCCAGAAAACCCGGUACUCUUGUCGGUCAAGAAAAACGUGACGCGGUUUUGAGAGAGUUCGGAGGCGUUGCGUCUGAUUUACCUGAUUUGGGGCUCGGCGAUAGCAAGACAGACCAUGAUUUCAUGUCCAUCUGCAAGGAAGGUUACAUGGUGCCACGUACAAAAUGCGAGCCAUUACCAAGAAACAAACUCUUAAGCCCCAUAAUAUUCCACGAGGGCAGAUUAGUCCAACGUCCAACGCCGUUAGUUGCUCUGUUAACUCUCCUCUGGCUUCCCGUAGGUUUCCUCCUCUCUCUCAUCCGUGUCUACACGAAUAUUCCGUUACCGGAACGCAUCGCCCGUUACAACUACAAGCUCACAGGGAUCAAACUAAUCGUCAACGGUCACCCUCCUCCGCCUCCUAAACCGGGUCAACCAGGCCAUCUCUUGGUCUGCAACCACCGGACCGUCCUUGACCCGGUGGUGACAGCUGUCGCGCUCGGCCGGAAAAUCAGCUGCGUCACUUAUAGUAUCAGCAAAUUCUCUGAGCUGAUCUCUCCGAUCAAAGCCGUUGCGUUGACUCGUCAACGCGAGAAAGACGCGGCGAACAUUAAGCGUCUCUUGGAGGAAGGUGAUCUCGUGAUAUGUCCCGAGGGAACCACGUGCCGUGAGCCUUUCCUUCUCCGGUUUAGCGCACUCUUCGCUGAGCUCACGGACCGGAUCGUUCCUGUCGCGAUCAACACGAAGCAGAGCGUGUUUAAUGGCACGACUACACGUGGCUACAAGCUUCUUGAUCCUUACUUCGCGUUCAUGAACCCGAUGCCAACGUUUGAGAUCACGUUCCUUAAACAGCUUCCGGCUGAGCUGACGUGUAAAGGAGGGAAGUCGCCGAUAGAGGUGGCGAAUUACAUACAGAGGGUUUUGGGAGGGACUUUAGGUUUUGAGUGCACAAAUUUGACAAGAAAGGAUAAGUACGCGAUGCUAGCUGGUACCGACGGUAGGGUUCCGGUGAAGAAGGAGAAGACCUGA